GCACAACAUGGAAAGUCUCCCUACUUUCUUCAGGAUCGUGCCGGUGAGUUCACUCUCGCCUGUUUGUCAUUGACCUGUGUCGCCACCAGUUCUCGCGUAGCGGUAUCCUGCAGCUCGGCGUUGUGGUCGUGUCAACAGCAGAUCCGGCCGCUUCUGUCACGGACCAGUAAGUACAAACGCGGUUCGGGCCAAGAGAAACGUAUAUAUCCCAUUUCCGGGACACCCGUCUCACUGGCCAUCAUAGCUCCAAGUUUGACCUCCAGCAGGUCUACCGCUUGUCUUCUCCCCAGCCAUCGGGCCCGCCGUCAUUGCCAUUCGAUUUUCAACAAGGCCACCAUACAAACAGUUGCUCCGCAAGAGCAACGGCCAACAACAUGUUCUGGAAAAUCAAGACCUGCCUCGCAGGGGCGUUGCUCUUGCCUGCCAUUGGAGCUACCGAGCUGCGCAACAUCAUGUACCUUACAAACCAGCACGAAAUCUUUCCCGGCGACACACAGACCGCACCUGUCACCCAUGUCGCCAUGAGCUUUAUGCGGCCGCACGUGUUCAACCGCCCCGAAGGCUCGCAUGACUGGCCGGCCAUGUGGCAGACGGUCGAAGCCACCCGGGCCCAGUUCCGCGACGGCGUCAAGGUGCUCAUUGCCAUUGGCGGCUGGGGCGACACGGAGGGAUUCAGUGAUGCUGCUCGGACAGCGGAGGGCCAAAAGCGCUGGGCGGCGAAUGUCGCUGCCAUGGUGAAGGAUACUGGUGCUGACGGUGUUGAUAUCGACUGGGAGUACCCUGGUGGCAACGGGGAAGAUUACAAGACUGUUCCCAACGAGGAGAAGGCCUGGGAAAUAGAGGCAUACCCCAAGUUCCUCGGCGAGAUCCGCACCGCGCUGGGAGCCAACAAGAUCAUCUCGGCGGCAGUGCCAGGAAAAGUCGGCGACAUGCUCGCUUUCACGGCCGACACGCUGCCCACCAUCAUGCAGCACGUCGACUUUCUCAACGUCAUGACAUACGACAUGAUGAACCGCCGCGACAACGUGACCAAGCAUCACACAGGUGUCAAGCUCAGCAUCGAGGCUUUAGAUGCAUACAUUGACCGCGGAGCGAGAGCCAAGGACCUGAAUCUGGGUUUCGCGUUCUACGUAAAGUGGUUCAAGACCCAGCACGAGCCAUGUCUGGCCAACCCGAUUGGCUGCCCGACAGUCCUCAUGGAAGACCCCGAGACCGGCGCAGACCUGGGCCAGGCGGGCGCGUUCGCGUGGGCUGAUCAGACGCCGGACUGGCUGAGUGCGUCGUGGCAGGCGGCCCUUACCUGGGGGAAGUACGAUCCCGACGAUGGGAGCUAUUACCACUGGGACGAGAAUCUGGAUGUCUGGUGGACGUUUGACACUGCACGGGCAGUGAGGAACAAGUUUCAAAGCAUUGUUCGAUCGAAAGGGGUGGGUGGUGUCUUUGCGUGGGAGCUUGGUAGCGAUGGGCCUCAGUUCAGCCGGUGGCAAGCUCUCAACAAGGGCGUUGACUUUGCGAAUCGUCACCACUCUCAAAAACAUGAGCUCUAGACAUGAAUCGGAGGCAUUGUAGGGGCCUCGGCGGCAGUGAAAACUGGUGGGGAGCGCAGCUUGUGGUCAAAGUUGGUUACAUUACAAGACAGUCUGUUCAAAAA
Microdochium trichocladiopsis is the source of this 1651-nucleotide messenger RNA. Its product is annotated as chitinase 18-4. Gene Ontology annotation, biological process: carbohydrate metabolic process; chitin catabolic process. The transcript has 5 exons. The coding region runs from base 375 to 1547 and encodes 390 amino acids. The record is from RefSeq and is a predicted model, not a curated record. Gene Ontology annotation, cellular component: extracellular region. NCBI's taxonomy places the organism in Eukaryota, Fungi, Ascomycota, Sordariomycetes, Xylariales, Microdochiaceae. Gene Ontology annotation, molecular function: chitin binding; chitinase activity.